AUGGACAUUAUUUUGGAGUUGCGCAAGGAGAAGUCACGUGAUGCUGCCCGAUCGAGACGUGGGAAGGAGAAUUAUGAGUUUUAUGAACUGGCAAAGAUGCUUCCACUUCCCGCGGCAAUAACAAGUCAGUUGGAUAAAGCAUCAAUCAUUCGACUCACAAUCAGUUACUUGAAGCUUCGAGACUUCACACAACAUGGCGAUCCGCCUUGGAAUCGUGAAAACAAGACAAUGAAUAAGAUAUUAAAGAGCAAUGCAGCAUCGAGACGAACGACAAUGGGAUUAGCAUUGGAAUUAUUUGAACAACAUCAAGGAACUCACAUCCUGCAAUCACUUGAUGGCUUUGCACUUGCAGUUGCUGCUGAUGGAAGAUUUCUUUACAUAUCAGAAACAGUUUCAAUUUAUUUGGGGCUUUCGCAGGUGGAAAUGACAGGAAGCAGCAUAUUUGAUUAUGUUCACCAAGCUGAUCACGCGGAAAUAGCUGAGCAGUUAGGCUUGAGUUUAACAAGUGGAAGUAACAACAAUAAUAGUGGAAUGACAUCACCAACAUCAAAUGAUGAAGCUAUUGUUUCGUCGGUGAUGUCUCUAAAUGGAACCAAUUACAAAGGCUACGAACGAGCAUUUUGUGUACGAAUGAAAUCGACACUAACAAAACGCGGUUGUCACUUUAAAUCUUCCGGUUAUCGGGUCGUUUUAUUGCUUUGUCAUCUUCGACCGCAAUAUUCGUUUAGUCACAUGAAAAAGUCUCAACCUUCACUUCUCGGCAUGACUGCAUUGGCAGUCGCUUUACCACCACCAUCAGUUCAUGAGAUUCGAUUGGAAUGUGAUAUGUUUGUGACAAGAAUCAACUUUGAUUUUAGAAUAGCGCACUGUGAACCGAAAAUCACUGAGAUCUUAGACUAUUCACCUGAGGAAUUAGUUGGCGAAAUGAUUAGCAAAGGACAAGUUCUGACACAUUAUUAUCGGAUUAUGAAUAAGAAUGGUGGCUACACUUGGAUUCAAACUUGUGCAACUGUUGUUUGCAGUGUUAAAAACGCUGACGAACAGAAUAUUGUUUGUGUUAAUUAUAUAAUUACCAACAGAGAGAAUAGCAAUUUGAUUCUUGAUCAAUGUCAACUUGGAAUCAUCAAACGUGAACCAAUUCUGUACACCAAAAAUGACAACGAACCAAAAUCACCUGACAUAAAUGAUGACAACUCAAAGAAUGAUCACGACAAUAAAAAUUGUAUGAAACCAAUUGAAAGUAAGUCAAAUGUUGGAUCAGUUUCUUCAUCAUCACUUGAGAAUACAACAAAAGCUGUCGAACGUCCAAAUCAAAGUUGCGAUGAUGAAACAACAACACAAUCAACGAGUAAACGAGGAAGAAAACGAAAAGUGAAAUGUGAAGUUAAAGGCGAUUCAUCUCCGGAGAACACUGCACCAAUAUCAAUAAAUCAUACAAACUUAAGUGAAACUCAUUCUUCAGAUAUUUCUGUUAAAGAUCUUGAAAAUGUCAUGUCAAAGCAUCUUCCUAAAGGUUCAAUGGUUGACAACAACAAUUCAACAAACUUUAGCACAGAUUCUCUUCUUCGACAACAGCAAGCAGCAGCAGAUGACAAAGCUUUGCACUUUUCACAUGCAAAUUCACAUUUCUCACAUCAAACAUCGCCAAUGCCAGCGACGGCUUUGCUCCGGCAACUUUACGCUAACCGUGAGAGUGUCAUUAGAGCAACAUCACGACCAGCCAACUACAUGUAUCCAGAUAAUAGUCAACAGCAAUCUCUUCCAACACCUCCGAACGAUUCUUACGACUCGCAAUAUUUGAGAAAGUCGGGCGAAAGUUUUGGAAAUUUGGUGUCACCAUAUGGCGCUUAUACAUCAAUGGAAUACAAUAAUGCGAUGACUCCACCGAGUUCAGUUUCACCAAGGGAUUUAACUAAUCAUAAGAAUAGUGGAACUUACGAAUACACAAAUUUAUCAUCGUCUAACGAUAGUCGAUUGCAAUAUCCAACAAAUAAUCCCAACGACACAAAUUCACUUCCACAUUUGCCAUUAAAACCUCAACCAUAUUCAAUUCAUCAAAUGGAUCCAUCCUAUAGCAUAGAUCAUCAGUCACAAUACUUUCCUUACCAUUCUGGUUUUCAUUUGUAUCACAAAGGAGUUUACACGCCACCUUAG
Messenger RNA from Clunio marinus, 2154 nucleotides. The record is from the annotation of a GenBank genome assembly. Lineage: Eukaryota; Metazoa; Arthropoda; Insecta; Diptera; Chironomidae.